Molecule: messenger RNA, 8039 nt
Organism: Penaeus indicus
Lineage: Eukaryota; Metazoa; Arthropoda; Malacostraca; Decapoda; Penaeidae
Gene: pds5
Product: sister chromatid cohesion protein PDS5 homolog B-B-like
Exons: 22
Coding region: 46-3825 (1259 amino acids)
Biological process (GO): DNA repair; mitotic sister chromatid cohesion
Cellular component (GO): chromatin; nucleus
Source: RefSeq, a predicted model, not a curated record
GAUAACAGUUUAUGUUAAUUGUACUUAUUUGAACAGGUGGUAAGGAUGGGUCGUGGGGACAACCUGACCAUCCUUUACCCUCCUGGGUGCCGGGAAGUCAUAGAAGAUCUUGGACCAGAUGAGAUGAUAAGGCGCUUGAAGACGCUAGCCCACACCUUGCAGUCUAUGGGUCAAGAUGAUGGAGCAUACCAGGAGUAUGUUCCACUUGCUAUGCAUAUUGCAGAUGAUUUCUUCUUGUCAUAUCCAAGUCGUGAUGUACAGCUGCUGAUAGCAUGCUGUAUUGCAGACGUUUUAAGGGUGUAUGCACCAGAAGCACCCUAUAAGGAUCCUGGUCAAGUAAAGACCCUCUUCAUGUUCCUGAUCAAGCAACUGGGAGGACUGAAAGACCCAAAGGACCCUGCCUUUAAGCGCUACUUUUACCUUCUUGAAAACUUAGCAUAUGUAAAAUCAUUCAACAUGUGCUUUGAGCUGGAAGAUUGCCAGGAAAUCUUCUGCAAACUUUUCAAACUUAUGUUCAAUAUAGUCAAUGAUGAACACAGUGGAAAAGUUAAGUCUUUUAUGCUAGACGUCCUGUGUCCACUUAUCAAUGAAAGUGACGUUGUCUCCAAUGAUUUGCUGGAUAUUAUUUUAUCAAAUGUCCUAGAGCCAGCUAAAUCACAAAGGAAGAAUGCUUACCAGUUGGCCAAAGACCUGGUGGUUAAAUGCUCCGACACACUUGAGCCCUACAUACAAGCUUUCUUCAACCAUGUGCUCAUAUUAGGUCGUGAAGAGAAGACCUUGACCAUCUCUCAAAAAGUUUAUGAUCUCAUCUAUGAACUGAAUCACAUUUGCCCAUCAGUGCUACUAGCAGUUUUGCCACAGUUGGAGUUUAAACUGAAGAGUUCUGAUGAAGAGGAACGGUAUGGAUCUGUCUCCUUGUUGGCUCGCAUGUUUUCUGAGAAGGACUCAACACUGGCACUUAACCAUAAACAACUAUGGACAGCUUUCUUGGGAAGAUUUAAUGAUAUUAGCAUAAAAAUAAGAACAAAAUGUGUACAGUAUUCUAUGCACUUCUUACUGAAUCAUCCACUACUACGGAAAGACAUCACAGACACAUUAAAGUUAAGACAACAUGACUCAGAAGAGAGUGUAAGGUAUGAAGUUGUAAUGGCCAUUGUUACAACUGCAAAGAAAGAUUUUAGCAUUGUUUCUGACAGUGAAGACCUUCUUAAUUUUGUUAAAGAGAGAACACUAGAUAAAAAGUUCAAGAUCAGAAAAGAGGCAAUGUGUGGAUUGGCAAUGAUUUACAAGAAACACCUGAAUAGUCCAGACGUCCCACCGGCAACACGUCAUGCUGUAACGUGGAUCAAAGACAAGAUUCUUCAUGGCUAUUACAUGACAAGCAUGGAUGAUAGAUUACUAGUAGAACGUCUCCUGAACACUUGCUUGGUACCAUAUCAACUGCCUCCAGAAGACCGAAUGAAGAAACUUUUCUAUCUUUAUGCUACCAUUGAUGACAAUGCUUCCAAGGCCUUUAUAGAACUCCAGAAACAUCAGUUAGCUGUAAGGAAGAAUGUUGCAGAGCUUAUUGAGCUUCAUCGGAAACCCCAGGAUGAAGAGAGGGAUCGCGAAAUAGCAUACCGUUUGGGACACCUCACCAAGUUCCUCCCUGAUCCACUGAAGGUGCAAGAGUUUCUUAGAAAGUUCUCACAACACCUCAAUACUGAUUCUCAGUUGUUGUCACUGAUGGAAACUGUUGUGAGCCAUGAUGUAUCCUGCAAAGAUAGUGUUGACGCUGUUACCCAAAUACUAAAGAAACUAGGACAGCCAGUAAUGACCAACUUGUACUACAACACCAUCAAGAUGUUGCUAGAACGUGUUUCAAGCGUGAUGGUAGACAGGGUAGCACUUGAGGCUUUAGUUAGCAUGGUAGAAGGUGCACUGAAUGGGGAUCCAACAAUUUUGGAUACACUCAACCUCACAUCUGAUAUUGCAACAGAGAAAGGAUUGAAGUUAUUAUUUGUUUUGUCGUUUGUGUAUCCUUCACACUUCCUGCAUCAGGACAUCUUGACACGUCUUAUUUCUCUCCUCAAUGUGCCAAACACAUCCAUCUCCCCACCAGUUCUAGCAGUUCUAACAUGUAUUGGCAAAUAUAAACCAAUAGGUGAGCUGUACCCAGAGUUAGCAUCAGUACUUAUUCCAGUAUGUCAACAGUUUGCCUGCUCAGGCACUCCAAAACAAGCCAAGCAUGCUGUACGUUGCCUUCACACAAAUUGCACCUCAGAUGCAGAUGAAGUGUUUGAGAAGAUAUUAGAGAAAAUAAAGGAGCAGUUAACGUUUGAUUCUCCACACUUCAGAACGUCAGUUGUGUCGCUAGGUCACAUAGCAUUCAAUAUGCCAGAUAGAUUCCUAAUCCCUAUUAAAAAUAUAGUAUCAAGAAAGAUUGUUAAAGAGUUAUUAAUGCGCAACCAAACCCCUGCACACACUCCUGGCCCAGUCACCUCGGAGGAACCAGAAGAAUGGGUAGAGGAAGAUGAACUCACAGAGGAAUCAUCAGUCAAAAUGGAGGGCAUUAAAAUGAUGGCACGGUGGUUGCUAGGUCUCAAAUCGGAUGUUAUCUCUGCCCAAAAGACCUUCCGUAUGCUAAAUGCCUUUAUUCUUCACAAGGGUGACCUUCUUGAGACUGGAAAGAUGUUGAAAUCUGAAAUGGCCCAUUUAAGACUGUCCUCUGGUGCUGCAAUGCUUAAAAUUUGUGAACAGAAAGGAGUUGGUGACCAGUUUACCUCGGAGCAGUUUUACAAUCUCUCUCUUCUUAUGAAUGAUGAGUGUCCACAAGUCAGAGAAAGGUUUGCUAUCAAGCUUCACAAAGGUUUAGCAAGAGGAAUUCCACAUAAGUGCCUGCCUCUUGACUUUAUGGGAUUUUAUGCCCUUGCUGGUCUUGAGUCUGACAGACAGUUGCGUGUUGCUGUAAGACAGUACAUGAUUGCUGAUAUCAAUAAGAGGAGAGAAUAUAUCAGAUCCAUCACCAUGUCCGGGGGAAGUGAAAAGGCAUCAAGUCAGCUACCACACAUUAUGCCUGAUUACAUGCUAGUAUUCGCAGUACCUUUGUUGGCACAUCACCCAGAAUUUACAGAUCCUAGUGAUAAGGCACAGCUGAAACGGAUUCAGUCCUGUUUGUGGUUUAUCUUGGAACCUCUAAUGACCAAGAAUGAUGCCUACUGCUUUGGAUUCUACAAGGCAUUGAUUGAGCAAAUGAAGAACCACAAAGAUGCUGUUAAACCAGAAGAUGAGCUAACUAAUCAGAAACUAUGGGCUGUAUGUGAUUUAGCAAUGGGUCUUAUUUUAUCUAAAACUACUAGCUUUGAGAUGAAGGAAUUCCCAUCAGAUCCCCGAAUACCUCCAAUGUAUUUCAAGAAGCACGAGGAUCCUAACUUUGUAAAUGUCAAAUCGUACCUUCCGCUGGAGCUCCAGGUGACAGCACCCAAAGGCUCCACUAAAGUACUGACAGGAGUGACCAAAAAGGUGUCCAACUCCAUGGUGGUUUUGAAACCAAACACUCAAAUGCAUAGUCCACAAGACAGAAGCAAGGAUGACAGUAGUAUGAUGGAGGAUACAAAUAAUGUAACAAAUAACCGAAAGCGAGGACGCAGUGGUUAUGAUAUUGAAGAUGAUUUGGAGGAUGAGGAGGACAGCACAACACUUAGCAGUGUGUUGCCGACACCAAGUGCCCCAUCUGCAUCAUCAACGGGACCUGCUAGCAAGAAAGGAAGACUUGGGGGAAAUCUCACUGCUCCAGCCAAUAGGAUUAGUAGUUAUCUUCAGAAAGAAACUAAUGGGAAGACGUGAGUAACCUAUCCUACAGCAAGCUUACAAAGAUAUUGUUACCAGGGUGCAGAAUGGUUGUAGUUUUGCAUAGCGUACUAUGGUAGGAGUGUGACAAAAUCCUAUAUAAACUAUUUGUCCCCUGUUCAAGGGGUAAGGCAGAAAUAGUUUCCAUACCAAAGUUUUAAGUAUAUACUUGGUGACAAUGCAGGUGAGCAAUGUAUGUUGAUCUCUAGACCAGCAGAGGGGUUGGUUCACUUGGUCACAGGUAUUGUACAUAAGUGUUGCAGAAAGCUGCAAGACUACAGAUGAGGCUGUAUAUGUGAAUUUUGAGUGAUUGGUGGGUUUUAUGGUGAGAAAAGGACUAUGGAUCAUUGCAAUAUCUAUGAUUGGGUAGGGGAGAGGAGUAUAACAUUGUAUUCAUAUUUGAUAUGUGGUUAUGGUUAUAUUAUCUUCCACUGACAUCAUUUUCUGCACCUCAUUUACACUGUGAAGUUAUGAAGGAUUCAAAUAUGCUUGGUGUCAAACAACUUCAAAGUGAUAUUGGGUAUUAAUGCUAAUUUUGAGUUUUUUUCGAGGUAAUGAUCAUUAUGAUCACUGCUAUUGUAAUAAUGAUGAUGAAAGUUAUUUCUGUAAUUUUUAUUUUUAAUUUUUUAAUUAUUGUUAUUAUUGUUCUUGUUAUUAGCAUUACUGUUAUUGCUAUUGUUAUUAUUAGUUUAUUAUUAUUUUUUUUUUCUUUUUCAAUUAUUAAAAAAAAAUACUACUACUACUGCCACUAUAGCUACUAUUGCUAAUACUAUCACUAUUAUUUUUUUAUUAUGAUGAUGAAUAUUAUUAUUAGUAGUAGUAUUGUUCAUUGUAAUCAUUAUUAUUUUUAUUUUUAUUAUUAAUUUUGAAUAGUGUUUUAAUAUUAGGUCAUUAUUAUUAUUAUCAUUAUUAUGAUUAUGAUCAUUAUGACUGUUAUUAUUAUUGUUAUUGGUUAUUUUAUUUAUGAUUUUUUGUUAGUUGUAGAACUAAUAGUAUUUGUAUCAUUUAUUAACUAUCUUCAUCAUCAGUAGAAGCAGUAGCAGCAUUAUUAUUAAUUAGCAGUAAUUAUCCUUAUUGUAGAAAUAUUAUUACUUGAAGCAUCAUCAUCCACUUUUGUCAUGAUCUCUAUUAUUACAAGCCAUGUUAUUUUUAAUGUUUAUUUUGUACGACACUGCCAUGCGUUUUACAUGUAUUUACUUAAUUCUUUGCUUAUUUGUUUAUUAUUUUUCUUUACACUGAGGCUGUGCUUUUUUAUAUUGGUGGAAAUUAAGCUUUUCAUACAUUGCUGUUAAUUCUUUUCACAUUAAGACUUGCAAUUGAAGUCAUCUGUGGUGUGUGUUGUCUCCCCUGCCGAGGCAUUGUGAUAAUUUGUUUCAGUUGCUUGUAGCAGACUUACUAUUUAUGGUAGAAAGCUGAAUUUGGACUAAUUUCAAAGGAAAUCUGGACUUGUGUUAAUGAUAAGUUAAAGAUAAUUAUGGAGAUAAAACACACAGAACAGUGAGUUCUAUUUAAUUGCUAAAUCACUUCUUUCUAUGCCUUAAGUCAUUGUAAAAUUGCAGAUAUUUUGAAAGGGUGAAUAUUGAUAUGUGAAUAUUACUUUUUGGUUUAGAAUAAAAAUACAGCCACCAUUCAUAUUAAAGAUGUUACAUUUUUCUAUAUAUGUAUAUUUUUUUUCUUUUCUUUCUAUUGAAUUUACUACUAUCAUCAUCAUCAUCAUCAUCAUUAUUAUGGUAUUUAUAUCCACAUCACUGUCAUAUAUAUCAUCAUUGUUGCCUUUUCUGUCAUCAGCAUCAUUCCACUGUUUAUUGAUAGUAUUUUUAUUGAUUAGCUGCUAUUCUAUCAUUAUCAAUGUCCAUGUAUGGUAAAGUGAUGUUUUUGAUGAUGACAGAGUAGAUGAUGAAUUUUAGUGAUACAGAAAAAUUGUGCUGAAGUAGGAAGUAAUCUUGUAUGUGUUACAAAUUUGUGUUAUAUGUAUAAUAUUAGUUUCAGGUGAGAAUGAUUUCUAUAUAUACAUCAAGAUAACGGUUUAGAAUUGCUUGUUCAUUUUGGACAAUCAUUCUAGGCAAGUUGAACACUGCUGAAAUUAUACUUACUGCAUUAUUUUUAUUAUUAUUAUUAUUAUUAUUAUUUUUUUUUUUUCUCUUAACUACAAUUUGUACACUUUUUAGGCUAGUGAUUACUAGAAGGAAUAAUGAUGGGAAGUGAUUUGUUCCUUUUUUUGAAACACGAAAAAGGCUUCCUGAAUUUAUAUAUAUUAUUAGUAACAAACUGAGGUGAUGUGUAAUUAAUGGUAAGACCUAGGAAAGAAUAGUACAUUAUGUCAGUACUUCUACCUUAUAUUACCCAUCAUGAGAUAGUUAGAUUGCAAUGUGAACUGUCCUUUGAGGGCAAAGAUAUUGUAUUGGAUUGAUAUGAUGUAUUUAAUAAUAGAAGAAAACAAGAGACAUCAGAAACAAAGCAGGAAAUGUUUCCUUUUUCCACACAGUUACCUAAUGCAUUCGCAGGCUGCAACAGAAUUAGGUUUUAUGCAUAUUUGAUUGUGAUGGAUCCAGCUAAUCUCUGCCAUGCUGUGUAUGUGGUUGUGAGUGUUGGUCAUUUGUUUCUUUAUACCUUGAGUUUUGGUAAGAGUAAAAGUUUUUUUUUUCUUCUUUUUCUUUUUUUCAUUUGUUUUUCUAAUCAUUUUCAAUAUAUAUGCAUUUUUUUAAAAUAUGUCCAUGGAUAAGAGUAGAUUUAUUUUUCAUAAAUUGAAAAAAAUGUCCAGAUGAGAUGCAUCAUAAUUUUAAAAUACAUUAUUAUCAAGAAUUUCUUGAUUUUAUGUUAGAGAGAUAUGAUGCGUAUAUAAACUACAAAGCACUGGCUUUUUGACUGUAAUAAAAAAAAAAGAAAAAAAAAAGGGUGUAGUGUAAGUGAGGGAUAUGUUUUGAGGAAUUAGCAUGUGUGUUGUUGCAAUACAUAAAUGCAAGGUGGUGCAAUAUAAAGGCAAUCAUGUUUCAUGUUCAUUGUGUUCAAACUGGAAAUGGAUUCAGACAUCUUCUUUUAUUCUAUCAUUUCUGCUCACCAUGGUUGUUUUCACCAAUUUAUUUUAGUAGUAUUAAUCACUGUUUGUAAAUUUGUGUAGAUUCAUGAACACCCUUUUGAUAACUGUUCCUCUCGCUAACUUUUCUUGAACAAUAGUAUGUCAGAGGUGAAAAAAAUGCUGGUGUAGCAUCAGUGAUGGAUAUAGAAAUAAUUACAUCCCAGGAAAGCAUAAGAAAAAAAAAAAUAUACAGUCAUGAGUUAUAAUUUCUUUCUCUUUCUCUUUCACUAAUUCUCUGUUGUUCAUUUUCUUAAUUUUCUCCUUUUCCUGCAUAUCAUCUGAGAAAAGCCUCACCACAGUAUGCAUGCUGUGUGAAUGGUUACCUUAUAAGUUUGAUUUUCAGUGUGAAAUUUGCACUCACUGAUGAUGAAUUGCAUUGUUUUUUCUAUAAUUGGGGCAAAAGUAUAGUCAUGAAAUUCAUGCUAAGGCCUCAUCAUAUUGAAAGAUAUACUUUAAAAUGUUUUUUUCACUUUUAUUUUUAAAUUAUUUUUUGGUUUGACUUAGAAUAGAUUGUUUACCAUGGUAGGUGGCCUUAUCCUUUUUGAUGGUAUAACCAGUGACGUGUUAGCUCAAAAACUCUGAGCCAGUACUAUGUACGUAAUGCAUACCUUAUAAAAGAUUAUUUUAGGUUGGAACUUCAAAAGAAACAAAAAGAAUAGGUAAACUCCUAUUUUGAAGCUGGAAUCCUGGUACGGGAAUGAAUAUUACAGAGAGGAAAUGGUCAGGUAGAGAAUGUUCACUCGUAUACAUUUGUGUACAGUAUUCCCAAGAUGCUCACUAUUUUAUGUAUAUUAGAAUUUAGGUGUAUUAUUACCCUUAUGGUUUCUGACAUUUUUUGCACUUGGUAGCAAAUGGAACUCUUUAAGUUACAGUUAGCAUGAAGUAAGUGAUAUUUAUGCAUUGAUAUGUUGAUGUCCUGUGGCAAGCUGACAUUCGUAUGCCUUUUAUUUUCUUUCUUCAGACAGUCAUGUUCAUGUGUUUUAUGUAAAUAUAUUGGAGUAAUUCAGUUAUGUGUAUGAAUGGUAUUUUGUUGGAAUGUUCAUUCCGUAAACAAGAAUGUAUAUUCAUUUUGUUAAAAGAUCAAGUUGACCAGCAGAGGUCAAUCAUCUACGAUGGAUAAAGAUAAUUUUGCUAU